Messenger RNA from Perca fluviatilis (European perch), 2211 nucleotides. It is a transcript of the gene saxo6, whose product is annotated as Mdm1 nuclear protein. Lineage: Eukaryota; Metazoa; Chordata; Actinopteri; Perciformes; Percidae. The record is from RefSeq and is a predicted model, not a curated record. Bases 205 to 2208 code for a protein of 667 amino acids. Gene Ontology annotation, molecular function: microtubule binding. Gene Ontology annotation, biological process: negative regulation of centriole replication. The transcript is spliced from 16 exons.
UAAGCUGCCAUGGCAACGGCGUCGGCGGGCAGCUUGUUCCUGUAGCUAACCGAAGAUCGACCGAAGAUGAGGAGCAGCUGGUUAGCACGCUGGCCAACCUAGUUAACUAGUUAAACGAUAUUAACCAGCUAGUUAACUAAGUCAAAGCCAGCGCAAUAAAAAGGAGUGACUUCUCGCGGGGUUUUGUCGGCGGAGAGAGUAGCUAUGACCGUUCGCUUCAAGUGUCGGAGUGAAUACCAGAAAAGCUACAGGGUUCCCCGGUCCAGAAGUGUGUCUCCUCAGCGCUGCGCUCCAUUGGCCGGCCUGCGCUCCGACCAGAUGGGUGUCAGCAGAGAACCAGGUCUCCAGCGUCGGAAGAGGCUCGGUCCUGGUGGUGUCGCUCAGUCCUCCGGCUCUCUGCUCUGUCCUCCAGAUCCACAGCACACAACAGCUCCCCCUGCUGCCUCUAGGAGUCGCUCAGCCCACCGGAAGGAGUCUCCCAUGAAGCCAAAUCCUCCAACUCCUCCCGGAGCACGAGCUGACCCUGGAUCUCCUGUAGACCCAGAACCUCCAGCAGGACCACGACCUGCCGCAGACCCAGAACCAUCAGGAGAACCAGGAGCUGCGGUCACAUUUGCGAAGCCCCACCCCUCCAAGCCCGAUAGCCAACCGCAGCUGAGCCGACCUUUUACAGCAGCGCCUGACGGACAGCAGCCCUCGGCCAAUGAGGUUCAGCACGCUCUGCGGUGGAGGGCGGGGCUGAGGACCGGAGGUCAAAGGUCAGGAAGUCAUAGGUCAGAGUAUCACAGACAGUUCAGCUGGAAGAAACCUGCAGCUGCUGAUUCACCCAUACUGUAUGCAGAACAGAUGCUCCACUCCAGCAGCAGAUCAGUGCCCCCCUUUAAGAAACACCCCGUUCCCAUGGAAACAGAGUAUCGGCGCAGCUUCCAGGGUCUGGCCCCGCCUGCCAAGCCCUGCCUACGGAAACACCUGGAACAUCAUCACAAAGUCCCAUUGUUCCACACACACACGAGCAACAAAAAGAGAAGGCAGGAGUCAGAGAAGAAGGCCCGCCCCAAACAUGAUGUUCCUGCCCCUCGGAAAGAAGAUACUGUGCCCCCUUCUCUUCCUCCUCAAGUGCAGAGAGGACACAGGAUGUUGACAGAGUAUGAGUCCAGCUUUCGUUCUCCCCUCUACAGGAUCCCAGAGGGGGGCGGAGCCACGGACGGCGUGGCCCUUCAGGUGAAGGAGUUGAGGCAGAAGGCCUUGUCGUACCGCCUUCGAGCCUGGGGGGCGAAUUUCUCCAGAGAUCACCUGAGCCAGCUGCUGUCCGAACACAACGCUCUGUGGGAGCCAUCGGACACCACCGACUCGGCAACUGACCCCCCCACCCCCCGCCUGACCGUUGACCCCUGUCAUGCCGCUGACAGCCGCAGCAUUUCCCCUGUGGAGGCCCUGGACCUGGCCAGCCAGUCCAGUAAGUCCAGUAAGAGGCUUUCUGUUACCGGCUCAGGGAACAAAAACACAGAGACGAAAGCACAGACACCUCCUCGUCCUUCUGCUGAAAGGCGUUCGGCCUGGGGAGGAGAAGGAGAAGCAGAAGGACAGGAGGAGGAAGAAGAAGAAAAAAACGAUGAGGAGGAGGGAAGAUUACCUACUCCAAGGCUGAAGAUAGGACCGGUUCAGAGAACUCACCAUGACCUCACCACACCUGCCACCGGAGGCGCUAUACUGGUGGGAAAACUGAAGAGCAGUGAUGAAUCUUCUCCGUAUAAACAGAGGUGUGGGUCAGCGGUUUCCAUGGCAGCGGGGGCGGAGACUGCUGUCGACGUGCCAAUCAAACCGAAGGUGGCGUGGCCGGACAAUAACUCCCCCCACCUCCCGUCCUCCUCCUCCUCCUCCUCCCCCCCAUCUGGCCCCGCCCCCGACCACAAACCAGCCUUGAGUCCUGCCUCUAAACCAAUCAGGACGAAGCAGACGCCUCCGCCCCCUGUAGCCCCGCCCCUGCAGCACUGUAUCCAAGGCACUCUGAGGCACGCCGACUUCCAGCACAACGGUGAUCUGGGUCUGAGGUUCAGGGAGCUGCAGUGUUCAGGAGGAGGCUGCGGCUCUGACGAAGACGACCGUCUGUCGGUGAUGUCGUGGCGUUCGGCGGCCUCCUGCUCCGUGGCGUCCGGCGUGCUGGAGCGCGCUCAGAAGAGACGAGACAACUUCUGGGGGAAGAGAUGACCC